GCAACACCCGCCAAAACUAAACCCGACGAAGACAGUUUAGUCCUCUGGGAGGGACUGAAUGCGGUAUUGCGGUGUGUUUCUCCAGUGCAAAAUUAUGAAGAAAGGUCGACCCGUCAAAAAUCCGACCAGGAAAAUCUCAACGAAAGCCACCAGUUCUUCGCCCAAAUCCGCCAACAAGGAAAAGCGCACCACCAUAUCUACUAUACCUAAUUCACAACCUCGAUUUAGCUGUUCCCUGUCGGAUUUCUUGAAGAAAUGGACAAUCUUGCCACCAGAUUUCUUCCAAAUCGACGCUCUAGAUCUCGCCCCGCGCCUGCUCGGCAAGUUCCUGAGGAGAGACGACGUUGUUCUUCAGAUUGCCGAGGUGGAAGCUUAUAGGCCAGAUGAUUCUGCCAGCCACGGUCGAUUCGGGGUGACAGGAAGGACUGCCCCUGUGUUUGGUCGCGGUGGACAUGCAUAUGUAUACCUCUGCUAUGGGAUCCAUUUCAUGCUCAAUGUUGUUGCAGACAAAGAAGGCAUUGGAGCAUGCGUCUUGAUUCGUUCUUGUGCUCCUGUUCAUGGGCUGGAAACCAUUCAACGGAGACGUGGUUUACAAACUGAGAAGCCUCUUCUUCUUACUGGACCUGGAAAGGUUGGCCAAGCAUUAGGGUUAUCAAAGGAAUGGUCUAACCAUCCUCUAUACACACCAGGUGGCCUAGAGAUUUUAGAUGGACCAGAGCCAGAAGAAAUACUUGUUGGUCCAAGAGUUGGCAUUGAGUUUGCUUCUCAAGAACAUGUUAAUGCAUUAUGGAGAUUUGCAAUUGCAGGUUCCACUUGGAUUAGUGCUCCUAAAAACACUCUCAGACCUCCUUGAUUAUGGAGCACCAAUGUUCAUCUCUGUACAUAUAGAAGAAGAAGCUUUUGUUUGUUAUUGUAUUUUGUUUUGGAUUUGCAAAGAAGUUAUUGAAGAUGGUUUCUGGUUCAGUUCAUUUUUCCCCUGAUCUUGUUUGUGGCUUUAGCUUGGAAAGUCAUUUGAAAGAAAGACUCAUAUGAUGG
Molecule: messenger RNA, 1035 nt
Organism: Cuscuta campestris
Lineage: Eukaryota; Viridiplantae; Streptophyta; Magnoliopsida; Solanales; Convolvulaceae
Source: the annotation of a GenBank genome assembly